UCCUUACACAAUAUGAUACACGUAUUGUCUUAGCAUAUUGGAACAGAACAAUGGCAUUGUUGGGUCUGUUACUACUGGUUCUGUUAACAGAAGGAAUGUCAUGUGAUAGAGAGGCUAUUACUUGUCCAGAUGGAACGCCCAACCCCGGUCGCGGACCCGGGAGAUGUAAUUGCUACCAGGAAGGAGACUUCAGGGUUAUAAAUUGCCGCAAUCGUGGAUUCAUAGAGAUACCCAGAAUGAACUCAACCGAAGAAUGGGACCUGUUGAAUUUCGGUAUAAACAAAAUAACAGAAGUCCCGACUGGCAUUUUUGAAGGACUUCCAAAUUUGAAAUCCAUUGAUUUCUUCUACAAUACUAAUCUUACAACGCUGCAAUCGAAUGCUUUCCGAGGUGCUGAUGAGAUUCAGAACUUUGUUUUCACGCGUUGUAGUAUCAGUAAUAUCGGCGACGAUGCAUUCAGUAACUUAUACAAUCUAACAACUUUAAACCUCCAAAGCAAUAACCUGACAGUGAUAACAGAAAAGGCAUUCAAUGGACUCGGUGCACUGGAAUAUCUUAGACUUGAUGAAAAUGAAAUCCAGACAAUUGAUCCAAACGCAUUCCAAAGCCUCGUCAACCUUACGAUGUUGACAUUUUCUGGAAAUCAACUCACCGAGAUUCCCGAGAGUUCUUUCAAAGCAUUAACAGAACUUGGUGAUCUGGAUCUCUCAAAUAACAAAAUCACAACAAUCCCAGAAGAAGCGUUCACGGGACUUGUUAAACUCGAGCGUUUGAGUUUAUGGAAGAAUCAAAUAACACGUUUACCUGAUAACGUAUUCAAGAAUCAAGACAUGUUAAGAAUUCUGCAACUUUCGGAAAAUGAACUUACAGAAUUGCCCCAAACUUUGUUUCAACACACAGGAAACCUAACGCAACUGGAGAUAUUGAAGAAUAAGUUGGAAAUCAUUGAAUACGGAACAUUUGAGCAGAAUUUGGAACUGAAAUUCCUAUUUUUUACUGAUAAUAAUCUAUCAGAAUUGUCACUGUUCGCCUUCACAAAUCUGACUUCUCUCUUUGAAUUAGCAUUGGGACAAAACCUAAUCGAGAAUGUCCCAGGGUUUGCUUUUGUAACGCUAUAUCGUCUUAAAAAGUUGACUCUGGCCUCUAAGAAACCCAUCCAAAUCCACGAGAAUGCGUUUUGCGGUUUAGAUAGCUUACUGGAACUAGAUAUGUCGGAUUCAGCCAUGUUUGGAUUUAGAGUGUGUCAUCUAAGUCAUUUACCAGCCUACCAGAAGGGUUUUAAACUUUUAGUUACUGGUAGUAAGAUUAACUGUGGUUGUGACAUGUGGUCAAUCUUAGCAAACAUGUGCCCACACGGAGGUACAAGUUGUUCCGUUGUUGGGAUUGACAAAAAUGAAUGCGUUGAGCCUCGAGCGCAUAGGAAUAACAACUGGUAUCAUUGGAGUGAUUGGCAUUAUGGGAAAAUAAAUUGUGCACCAGAAGACAAAAACCCGACUUGUCCCGUCCCAUGUGUCGAAUCCCAACCAACGACAGCCGGUCCAACGACUCAAGAACUGACCACUACCACACCAACUACAGUCGCCAAACCAAUAACAACUUCCAAACCCAUCACAACUUCUAGACGAACUGCAACUCCCACCUCAUCAAUAACUUCCAAACCAAUCCCAACUCCCACACCAACUACAAUUACCAACACUGUCCGAAGUUCAACAUUGCAAUCAAGUACAACUACUAAGACAAUGGCACGCUCAUCAGAUACUACAGCCACUGUUGCAGUGACCGCUGGCAGCGAGACAGGAGUUCUAGUGAGCAUUGUCAUCACUACGAGCGUCGUAGCUGUAGUCAUUAUUGUAAUAAUUGCAAUGGUCAUUGUGUGCAUAGUCGUUGCCAAAUCGCGCCCAAACGUCAUACACCCAGCUGCCCAAGAAGAAGUAAAGUCAAAGUAUAUGACUCACAAAUAAGCAUAACAGUUAUAACGAUAGUAUAUAAAAUGUUAACAUAUACUCCAGAACUUAGUAUAUAUCGAUAUAUACAUGAUAUACUUUAAGGAAUAACUCUCAAACUAUAUAUACCCAUUUAACUACGUAUAUCAAAUUGAAAUAUAGCUUAAAUUAUGUGUGAACACAUUUCUUCAUCCAAGUGAAUGGGUAAUUAACAGAAACUUCAUAAAGUUAAAAAAUCCUAAAUCAAUUGUUUUAACCUGACAGACCGGAGCAAGGUCGUUACUGCACUGCUCCGGCGACGGAAAUGAUCUCGGAGCGCGUCAAGGUCGCCAUAAGCAAU
Molecule: messenger RNA, 2283 nt
Organism: Owenia fusiformis
Lineage: Eukaryota; Metazoa; Annelida; Polychaeta; Sabellida; Oweniidae
Source: the annotation of a GenBank genome assembly